Heterostelium album PN500 is the source of this 630-nucleotide messenger RNA. RefSeq lists its product as uncharacterized. The record is from RefSeq and is a predicted model, not a curated record. Lineage: Eukaryota; Evosea; Eumycetozoa; Acytosteliales; Acytosteliaceae. The transcript is spliced from 4 exons. Bases 1 to 630 code for a protein of 209 amino acids.
AUGAAUAACUAUGUUGUUAGAUUUUUAGCAAAUAGUAUACUUAGAGUUGUCGGUAUAAAGAGAUUGGCAAACUAUGCUGCACUGUCAAUAGGUCCAAAACUGAUAGAUCAUGUAGUGAAUGCAUCUACCAAAGGUGUUAUACCUGUAGGUGCAGUUCGUGUACUGAGAACAUCGCUUUCAUAUGCACCGAUUGCCGUUAUAAUGGGAACGGGUGGUACUUCACUGAUUAACGCUAUCACAUAUUAUGUAAUUGUACAGAUAUCAGAAACAAUAUGCAUGUUAGUAGUUAGAAAAGCAGUAAAUACAGCACUUGGAGGUGCUAAAUAUGUUUUGGUGUCAACCUAUAGAGCGGUAGCAGGUAGUGGCGGAAGUACAGCAAACAACAGCAAGGAAGAGGAACUACUAGAUUGGGUAGUACUGGAGAAACAGCAUAUCAAAGAGCAUACCGACCUCUCUGAGGAACAGCUUCAACAGGUCGAACAAUACGUUUCAAACAUUGACAUAGAAAAUGAAAUUAAACAACAGGAGGAAGAGAAAAAGAACAUCAGCGAAGAAGAACUAAACGAUUAUAUCAAAAGAGAAAUAGAUGAUUUCGUAAUAUUAUAUAAUUAUAUAUUUAAACAUUGGUAA